Messenger RNA from Triplophysa dalaica, 1749 nucleotides. RefSeq names its product cytochrome P450 2F5-like. The record is from RefSeq and is a predicted model, not a curated record. Gene Ontology annotation, cellular component: cytoplasm; intracellular membrane-bounded organelle. The coding region runs from base 75 to 1571 and encodes 498 amino acids. The transcript has 9 exons. Gene Ontology annotation, molecular function: heme binding; iron ion binding; oxidoreductase activity, acting on paired donors, with incorporation or reduction of molecular oxygen, reduced flavin or flavoprotein as one donor, and incorporation of one atom of oxygen. Gene Ontology annotation, biological process: xenobiotic metabolic process. Lineage: Eukaryota; Metazoa; Chordata; Actinopteri; Cypriniformes; Nemacheilidae.
AGAGUUUAAAAGAGUUAUUUUUGUGUGCACUAGAUAGCAGUCGUUUUCGAAUUAUUGCCAAUAGAUCGGAAACCAUGUUGACUGCACUGGUUCUUUUGUGGCUCGGAGCUUUUCUCUUGUUCCUCCACCUCAGAUGUCGGCGACCCAAAAACUUCCCUCCUGGACCUACUCCUGUUCCAUUAUUUGGAAAUUUGCUACAACUGGACCGCACAAACCCAUUAAAGGACCUAGACAAGUUUGCUCAGCGUUAUGGAUCGGUCUACAGUCUGUACAUUGGUAGACAACCAGCAGUAGUGUUGACAGGUCACAAAGCGAUCAAGGAGGCUCUGGUCACACAGGGGGUGGAGUUUGCUGGCAGACCACACACCAUGUUAAUCAGUCAUUUAACACAGAACAAAGGGGUGAUCAUGGCAGAUUUUGGAGACAGUUGGCGGGAACAUCGGCGCUUUGCUCUGACCACACUGAGGAACUUUGGCCUUGGAAAGAGCAGCAUGGAGCAGAGGAUUCUGGAAGAAGUCAAAUAUAUCUGCUCCCAUCUGGAGGAAUCUGCUGGAGUAAAGGCAAUUGACCCUCAAUAUCUUUUUCACCAAGCUGCUUCAAACAUCAUUGCCUCCAUCAUUUUUGGGUCACGCUUUAGUUAUCAGGAUGAAUAUUUCCAAACAUUGGUCAGGACUAUGGCACAACUUGGCAAGGUUGCGAUUGGACCAUGGGCCAUGCUCUAUGAAAUAACCCCAGCAUUAAGGAUUCUUCCGCUGCCAUUCAGAAAAUGUUUUGAGUAUUUUGAGCAAAUCAAACAACAUAUUCUCAAAGUUGUUGGUACGCACAAGAUGUCAAGGGUACCUGGGGAGCCCAGAGACUUAAUUGACUGUUACCUGGAGGAGAUGGAGAAGGUCAGAGAUCGAGCAGAUCAAUGCACAACAUUUGAAGAUUCCCAGAUGGUCACUUUGCUUUUUGACUUGUUUAUGGCCGGUACAGACACAACCUCUAACACGCUCCGCACCUUAACCCUCUAUUUGAUGACCCACACUUAUAUACAGGAGAGAUGUCAGCAAGAGAUCGAUAAGGUCCUUGGGGCUCGUGAACAUGUCACAUUUGAGGACAGAAGUGCCAUGCCCUACGUUCAGGCAGUGAUUCAUGAAGCUCAACGUGUUGGGGACAUAGUUCCUCUCAGUGUGUUUCACACUACCACAACCAGCACCCAACUUCAAGGCUACAGCAUCCCAAAGGGGACUAUAGUCAUUCCUUAUCUGUCAUCUGCUCUCAGAGAGAAAAGUCAGUGGAAAUUUCCCAACGAGUUCAAUCCUCAGAACUUCUUGAACGAAAACGGGGAAUUUGUGAAACCUGAUGCAUUUAUGCCUUUUUCUGUAGGAUCCCGUGUGUGUUUAGGAGAGAGUCUAGCUCGCAUGGAGCUCUUUCUCAUCUUAGUCACAAUACUGCGCAGAUUCAGUCUAAUCUGGCCAGAGGAUGCAGGAGUUCCAGACUUCAAUCUUAUAUAUGGGGCAACGCAGUCAGUAAAACCUUACCGCCUGUGUGUACAACCACGUACACCAGAGACGACUAACAGAUCUUAAAUAGAGCAAGCAGUGCAGUCAACUUUAAUUAUACAUAUACGAAAAGUCACAAAGAUUUGCAUAAGCUUUAAAUAACACCAAUAUACACGUUUGUGCUUUAGUGUCUUUAUUUUUUUUUACACAAAUAGCGCAACAGCACACAACCUCUUAACAGAACUACUGUUUUAUGCAACCUUUU